AAGUGUUAAAAUGUAACUCAGUUUUUAUUGUUUUUCCUAGAUUUUUUUUCUUCUUUUUAUUUGUUCGUUUUCUCAUUACUAAUUAAUUCCUGACCAGACAUAAUUAAAAAAAUAAAGCAUUAUAGAUUCUGACAAUUUUAUGCAUGUGUUAUCAUUAUUAGUGUAACAAAAAUGACCCACUCAGUUUUCAAUCGAGUAAAGAAAAUGGUCUUUUUUUCUCCUAUUUGUGUGGUAAAGAUUCAUUGAGAAAUUUUGUUAAUAAAAAAAAAAGAGUUAUAUAAUUUUUUUUAAAGAAGAAAAUCAGUACUUUUCUUUUUUGUGUUUUUAAAUAAAAUCAGGAAUAAAAAAGCUAGUGGCGCGUGGGGAAGGAGCUUGGUACUGCAUGACACGUGUAUAGCGACCUGUUGAGGCGGUUAACCAUAAGCGAAGGAAAUGAGGAGCAGAGCACAACAGAGAAGCGGGGCCAUACAGUUUUGAAGAUUUGACUUUGACUGAGUUGAGGCUUUUUAUUAAUAUAAAAUAAAGCAAAGUAAGAAAGAGCUGAGAAGAAAAGUCACACUUUCCUCUAAGCUUCUUGCUCCUUCAAACUCAAGCUCUACCAUAUAUAAAGGCCCAUAUUCCAUCUUCAGGUUACUCAUAGUUUCUUCAAACCAGGUCUUCUGCAAAUAUUUUUUGCUCUUUAUAAAGAUAAACAAAAACGAAGAUAAACCCAAAAAUACCAUACUCCUUCCCAACAAUAACUAUUCUAAAGGAGACUUUUGGGUAUGUGCAGUGGUUCAAAGAAUAAAGUUAAUAAUAACCCUUCAGAGGUUAUCAUGGAGAGCGAGUUUCCCAAAGAGAAUAAUGGGGUUUUCAGUAAGUGCUCUGUUUUGCUCGAAUUGUCCGCCUCGGACGAUCUCGAGGCCUUCAGAAGUACAAUCGAAGAAAAGGGUAUCAACGUUGACCAGACGGGUUUCUGGUACGGCAGAAGAAUUGGGUCCAAAAAGAUGGGAUUUGAAGAGAGAACUCCUCUUAUGAUAGCCGCCAUGUUUGGAAGCACCAAGGUUUUGAAGUACAUAAUCGACUCCGGCAUGGUCGAUGUCAACAGGGUUUGUGGUUCGGACAAAGUCACAGCCCUUCACUGUGCUACGUCUGGAGCCUCGAGUUCUUCACUUGAGGCUGUGAAGCUCUUGCUUGAAGCCUCCGCUGAUGUUGACUUGGUCAACGCUUAUGGAAACAAGGCUAUUGAUUUGCUUGGCCAAGGCUUUAAGUGGCCCUGCAGUUCGAGGAGGAAGGCAAUGGAGAUGUUGCUUAGAGGGGAGACUAACUCUGUUACAGAAGAUGAGGAGGACCAAUUUAGGGUUGGAAGUCCUUUGUCCUCAAGGGACGGAGGUGAGAAGAAAGAAUACCCCAUUGAUGUAUCUUUACCAGACAUAAACAAUGGGAUGUACGGUUCAGACGAUUUCAGGAUGUAUAGUUUCAAGAUUAAGCCUUGUUCAAGGGCCUACUCUCAUGAUUGGACUGAGUGUCCAUUUGUUCAUCCCGGGGAGAACGCCAGGAGGAGGGACCCCAGGAAAUACCCUUACAGCUGUGUUCCUUGCCCUGAGUUCAGGAAAGGGUCUUGCCAGAAGGGAGACUCUUGUGAAUACGCUCAUGGAGUUUUCGAGUCAUGGCUUCAUCCAGCUCAGUACAGAACUCGGCUUUGCAAGGAUGAGACUGGCUGCACAAGAAAAGUCUGCUUCUUUGCUCACAAACAUGACGAAUUGCGCCCAGUUUAUGCCUCCACAGGCUCAGCCAUGCCUUCACCAAGGUCUCUUGGAGUCAGCGCCUCGGACAUGGCUACUUUGAGUCCUUUAGCUCUUGGUCCAUCGUCUAUGCCAUUACCCGCAACUUCAACACCGCCAAUGUCUCCAUUGGCAAACUCUUCAUCACCCAAGAAUGGUGGGUUGUGGCAGAACAAAGCUAACCACAACACCCCACCUGCUCUUCAGCUCCCUGGUAGCCGAUUAAAGACUGCUUUGUGUGCUAGAGAUUUGGGUUUGGAGAUGGAGUUGCUUGGGAUGGAAAGUCACGCCAACCAACAGCAGCACCAACAGCAACAGUUUUUAUUGGAUGAGAUAUCUCGUCUCUCCUCUCCAUCAUACUCAAAACAAACUAACCUUGACGAUUUAUUUGGAUCCCUUGAUCCUUCUGUAUUGUCUCAAAUGCAGGGAUUUUCAUUAAAAUCCUCAACACAAACCCAGUUGCAAUCUCCAACUGGGCAUCAGAUUCGCCAAAAUAACAUGAACCAACUUCGUGGAAGCUACCCAACCAACAACAUGAACAUGUCAUCCUCUCCCGUGAGAAAGCCCACAACUUUUGGGUUUGACUCAGCUGGUUCCAUGGCUGCAGCAGUUAUGAACUCGAGGUCUUCUGCCUUUGCCAAGCGGAGCCAGAGCUUCGUAGACCGCGGUGCUGCCACGCACCUGGGCUACACAGCGGCUGCCAACUCGGCAUCAUCGAUGAUGUCUUCAUCCAGCUUAUCCGAUUGGAGCUCACCCAAUGGGAAACUGGAUUGGGCAGUUCAAGGAGAUGAGUUGAACAAGCUGAGAAAGUCUGCUUCUUUCGGGUUCAGAAACAGCAAUGGUGGAGGUAUUGCCUCAGCAGCAUCCUUGAGGCCAUCAACCAUUGAUGAACCAGAUGUGUCUUGGGUCAAUUCCCUUGUUAAGGAUGUAUCAUCUGACAGGUCUGGACACUAUAAUCUCAACAAAGGGGAUCGUGAAGUUCUCCCACCAUGGGUGGAGCAGCUGUACAUAGAGCAGGAGCAAAUGGUGGCAUGAUUAUUAUUAAGUACUUGCUUCUCUAUGCUUCUCCUCACCAAAUUAAUCUUUUUCAUAAACUUACUGGUCAUUCAUUAUUUGGAAACUUAUUAUCAUUAUAAAUAUUCAGUUAGAUGUAAGGAGGAAAAUGCCCACAAAUUCUGGGCAGAGGAGGAACAAGUUAUUAUUACUACUAUUAGGUUAAACAACCAGAGAAAGAUUUAUGUAUUUUUUAAUUAUAUUAUAUUUGUUUAUUAUUUUUAUUUUUCUCUUCUCCCAAACUGGGAUAAUUGUAAUCCUUCUCCCCUUAAGGGGGUGUAUCUUAGCUGAUCUGAUCAAAAUUGUGGUUUUCUCAUCAAGAAUGAGUUUUCUCUCUUAGAUGUAUGUAUAAUAAUAAAAAUAAUGUAUUCAAUUGACAUUUUCCAAUCUAAAAA
Molecule: messenger RNA, 3211 nt
Organism: Cannabis sativa
Lineage: Eukaryota; Viridiplantae; Streptophyta; Magnoliopsida; Rosales; Cannabaceae
Product: zinc finger CCCH domain-containing protein 29
Exons: 3
Coding region: 765-2798 (677 amino acids)
Molecular function (GO): protein binding; metal ion binding
Source: RefSeq, a predicted model, not a curated record